Molecule: messenger RNA, 1740 nt
Organism: Polypterus senegalus (gray bichir)
Lineage: Eukaryota; Metazoa; Chordata; Cladistia; Polypteriformes; Polypteridae
Product: NAD-dependent protein deacetylase sirtuin-3-like
Exons: 8
Coding region: 484-1497 (337 amino acids)
Molecular function (GO): histone deacetylase activity, NAD-dependent; NAD+ binding
Source: RefSeq, a predicted model, not a curated record
GAGGCGCAAAGCCUGUCGUAAAUGCCUCCGAUUUACGGCACUUUACGAUAAUGCGCGCUUUCUCGUGAAAGGUGUCAAAACAAACCCACAGGGCUUCACGAGUAGCUCGUUAGUAAAUCGGAUUUACUUGCAAGGCUGUUGCUGCUGCUGCUGCUAAAAGGGCGCCGACCUUAUUUGUUUAAAUAUCUCGUGCCCACCACUUACCACAGCCCGCGCACCAGGUACUUUAAAAGGUCGCAGCAGCUAAUAUUGCGUGUGCAUUCAGUGAGCAUCAAAUACCAUCGCGUGCGAUUGUACGUCACUUUCUGGAAACGGGAUGUGACGCUGAACAGUUCGAUGUUUUAUUCGCACAGUUACAUUCCACCGAAAUGGAUGUUGAAAAGUGUAAAAGUUGGCAUUCAAGGCCUGGACGUUGGAGCGGCGAAGCUAAGCGCUGCACUCCUGGGUGGUAAAAGGAAGUGACGUUUGUGAGCGGGCAACUCGAUGGCAUCAGCGUCUUAUUGGCUGGCACAAGUGGCCUGCCGGCAGUUGAGUUCGGCCAUCGUCCCUCAGCAGUGUGCCCGGUGUCUGUGCCCGAGUCCUGAUGCCCGGAGGACGGCCUGGCAUGGCUGGAGACCCCUCUCAACGAGCCCCUCCAAGUGCCACUUAUUCGGGAAGUCCUCGGAGCCCCAGACUUUGGAUGACGUGGUGAGCCUCUUAAAACGCGGGGACUGCAAAAGGGUCAUCGUGAUGGCGGGCGCUGGCAUUAGCACCCCGAGUGGAAUCCCGGACUUCAGGUCCCCUGGCAGCGGCUUAUAUGACAACCUUCAGCAGUACGACAUCCCGUACCCCGAGGCCAUCUUCGACAUUCACUACUUUCAUCAGAACCCCAGGCCCUUCUUCACCCUGGCAAAGGAGCUUUACCCGGGCAACUACCUGCCCAACAGCGCCCACUACUUCGUCCGACUCCUGCACAUGAAGGGGCUGCUGCAGCGCAUGUACACCCAGAACAUCGACGGACUCGAGCGACUGGCCGGCGUGCCCCCAGACAAACUGGUCGAGGCCCACGGGACGUUUGCUUCAGCCACCUGCACCACGUGCCAAAAGUCGUACGCUGGAGAAGACCUGAAGGCUGACAUCUUUGCGGACCGCAUCCCGAAGUGCGCCACCUGCAGAGGGGUCAUCAAGCCGGACAUCGUGUUCUUCGGAGAGGAGCUCCCCCAGCGCUUCCUGCUCUUUCUGACCGACUUCCCCUUGGCUGACCUGCUUAUCAUCAUGGGCACAUCCCUGGAGGUUGAACCUUUCGCCAGCCUAGCGGGUUCGGUGCGGAGCUCUGUCACCCGUGUCCUCAUCAAUCGGGACGCCGUCGGACCCUUCGCCUCGCCCUCAUGCCGCUUUAACGACGUGCUGGAGCUGGGAGACGUGAUCGGCGGCGUGGAGAAGUGCGUCGACAAGCUGGGCUGGAAGGCCGAACUCGACGCGUUGAUGGCGGCUGAAAUCAAGAAGCUCAAGAACUAAAAGCACAGGGCCAAUCCGAGCCACGGGGACUUCGGUGGAGAGACGGGGGUCUGGAAACCUGACAGCGGGCUGGCGAGCUUCACUUGAGCGCACAAUCGAGGGACUGAGGACUGAAGAACCACAGCGUCUGACCCCAAAUGGGAGACCCCUCAGUCCGUGUCCAUAUGUGUGGCAGUACAGCCUCCCCCUGGGGGGUCACACCAGCCCAAAACAUAAUAAAACGUCGUGGGGUCUUUGGACGCA